Molecule: messenger RNA, 1658 nt
Organism: Trichobilharzia regenti
Lineage: Eukaryota; Metazoa; Platyhelminthes; Trematoda; Strigeidida; Schistosomatidae
Source: the annotation of a GenBank genome assembly
AUGGUAUCACUGUGUUUCUUAAAACCUUCGAUUUACCUUUCAAGACGAACAUUCUUUACAUCGAGGAUUAAUUAUUCACCGCGUAGUAUCUUUUCAGAUGAUAGUUAUAGACUUCGUACAUUCCUUAAUUAUACUAUGUCAUUUGGUAUAUUCAUGAUUGGUUUUGGAUAUGGUACUGUGCCGUUAUAUCGUUUGUAUUGUACGAAAACAGGUAGCGGGACGAAUGCAAAUUUUGCUAAGGCCAAAACCGAGAAAAUUAGAAGUAUGAAACCAGUAAAGGAUUAUGAAUUAGUUGUGUAUUUCGCUGCUGAUACAUAUUCAAAAAUGGCAUGGAAAUUUAAACCAUUACAAAAAGAGUUGACUGUUGUCCCUGGUGAAACAGCCUUGGCAUUUUAUUCCGCUGAAAACCCAACAGAUAAACCGAUUGUCGGCAUUGCUACUUAUUCUAUUGUUCCAUUUGAAGCAUCAAAAUAUUUUAAUAAAAUACAAUGUUUCUGUUUCGAAGAACAACGUCUCAAUCCACAUGAAAAAGUUGAUCUACCUGUAUUCUUCUAUAUUGAUCCAGAGAUUACAUCAGAUCCACGAUUGAAAUCACUGGACAUGAUAAUAUUGAAUUAUACAUUUUUUGAGGCUAAAAAAUCAAAACUUUAUGUCCCUGGGAUAACAACACCAGAGUAUGCUGAUGUAGAAACACCAACACCAACCACAGACGACAGUACCAACUGCCGACGUUUCUGCAGCGUUAUGAGUAGCACAUUGGGUUCAGGCACGCGAUAUCAUAGAGUUUCUGAAAUAAAAGAAUGUGAAAAUCAAGCGAAAUUUGUCAAUCAACGUAUCAAUGAAAUUGAAGCCUUUUUUGGUGAUUUAUGCUCAGAACUUGUAAAUUAUACAAGACGUACAGCUAAAUUACGUAAUAAUGGUAAGUUUUGAAAUUAAAAUCAGUCAAUCAAUCAAUAAUAUUGAUCUAUUGAAUUUUAGGUGAUGAAAUCUCUCGAAUUAUUUUAGAUUAUUCACUUAAAGAGAAAAUAAGUCGUACAACUUCAGAAGCAUUACAUAAAGUAUCAGAAUAUCUUGCUACAGUGGAAGAUUAUCGACAUACUGAAGUUGAUCGAAUUGUUGGUAAAGUUGUCAAUCCAUUAGCAGCUUAUGGAGAAGAAAUUAAACAUGUCCGUGUAAGUUCAUGACAUUCAUAAAUUAAAGUUGGUCUUAACACGUUUGGAGUCGAGUUCAGUAAUGCUGUAUCCAGUUCAAUUCAGAUCAUUCGAUAAAAAUCUAUGUCAGCUAACUCCAUGACCAUUACUAACUGCAAGAGUUAAAAAACAAUUAGUAAUUGUCUGUGAAAACCGCAUUGAUAAUUGCUUCUUGGACAUUUCUCCUUCCUGACCUAAUAUCUACAAAAUAGCCAUGAUGACAGGGAUGUUUCAGAAUACACCUCUCUUAGUUGAGUCGUAUGGCGUACACCACUGACGAACUCGGCGCCGAAUAAGUGAAACACCUCUCCGGUGUUUAGCUCUUUACGACCUGGUGGUCGGCUUACAAGCACUAUUUAAAUCAAUCAUUAGUAUACAGAGUCAUGUUUGCCACUCAAAUGUGGAAUUAAUUCUUAAUUUUGAUCUAAAGCUUUCUUUUAUCAGGAGAAACGGGAAAGCAGCUUUUCG